Grus americana (Whooping crane) is the source of this 1182-nucleotide messenger RNA. Its product is annotated as pleckstrin homology domain-containing family A member 4-like. NCBI's taxonomy places the organism in Eukaryota, Metazoa, Chordata, Aves, Gruiformes, Gruidae. The transcript has 9 exons. The record is from RefSeq and is a predicted model, not a curated record. The coding region runs from base 136 to 1182 and encodes 348 amino acids.
GACACGGGGCGGGACUGGGACCACUAUCGGGACAACGGGACCGGCACUGGGAUAACGGACUGGGACCAGUAUCGGGACAACGGGACCGGCACUCCGAUAACGGGACUGGGACCAGGACUGGGAUAGUGCACCCCCAUGGCAGACGGCGAGGAGCCCCCCCGCCAGGCCCCCGCCGGCCCCCGCGGCCCGGGCACCCAGCCCUGCCGGCCGGUGCCGCGGGUCCACGCCUUCGGGAAGGGGGGGCAGGCGCUGCGCAGGGACCCCCGCGCCCCCCCCGCCAUGCGGGGCUGGCUGCACAAGCAGGACAGCUCAGGGCUGCGGCUCUGGAAGCGCCGCUGGUUUGUGCUGGUCGAUCUCUGCCUCUACUACUACCGAGACAGCGGCGAGCAGCGAGUGCGGGGUGGCCUCCCCCUGCCCGGCUACGAGAUCCGCGUCCUGCCCCUCGCCCCCCGUGCCCCCCGAUUCCUUUUCACGGCUGAGCACCCCGGAAUGCGAACGUACUGCCUGGGGGCCGAGACCCCCGAGGAGCUGAACGCCUGGGUCUGCGCCCUGCGUCGGGGCGCAUCGCCCCUGCCCGGCUCUCCCCGCUCCCUCCCCCUGCAGGCACCCCAGGACCACUGGAGUGCAGGUCCCCCCUCUCCCCCAUUGCCCGCUCGCUCCCCUGGCUGGUUCUCCCUGCGCCCCCCCGGUGAGGAGCUGGAGGCCCCCCCCACGCCCCCUCCGCGCCAUCCCCUGGUUCCUCCACUGCCCCCCAGCCAGGAGGAGGCCCCGGCCCGGGCGGGGCCCUGUGGGACGUUGGACCCCCGGGGGCAGCCGCGGGGACCCGCCGUGGGCGCCGCUGCCGCCGCAGCAGGGAGGAGUCCGCAGAAGCUCCGCCUCCCUGGAGCAACGACCAACCAGCAGCUGCCCCCUCUGGACGGCAGAGGACCUGAUACGGAGGAGGAAGACGUCGCGACCAAUCAGACUCUAUCCUCUCCAUCCGGCUCUUCUGAUUGGCUGCUGGCAUCCGAGGGCUCAGAUGGAGCCCUGCCCUCCUCGGGCAACGCUUCCCCACCGGCAGCCAAUGAGACCUCGCUCUGGCCGCGGGCGGGGGCGAGUGGGCGGGGUUUGAAGCGAGAAGGUGUGGCCGGCCACGGGGCGCGGCGGCCAAUCAGAAUCACCCUUCUCCAGGCCAGCUUCUGA